AUGGGAAAUGCGCAAGGAGGUAUGAACAAUAACCCUUACGGAUUUUUGGGUAAAAAAGACGACAAAGAUAAAGGAAAGGACAAGGAGAAGAAAAAACUUGAAAGUGCUCCACCUUCACAUAUAGGAAAAAGAAAAAAAAAAAAAAAAGGAGCUCCGGGACAUUCUAAAUUACCUAACGUUACACCUAAUACUAAGUGUAGAUUAAAAUUACUGAAAUUAGAGAGGAUAAAAGAUUAUUUGUUAUUAGAAGAAGAAUUUAUAACAAAUCAAGAACAGAUAAAAACUACUGAUGAUAAAAAUUAUGUAAAAUUAAAAAUAGAUGAUUUAAGAGGGUCCCCUAUGAGUGUUGGUACGUUGGAAGAGCUAAUAGAUGAAAAUCAUGGAAUUAUAGCUACUUCAGUAGGUCCUGAAUACUAUGUAAAUAUUUUAUCAUUUGUAGAUAAAGAUUUAUUAGAACCAGGUUGUUCAGUUUUAUUAAAUAAUAAAACUAAUAGUGUAGUUGGUAUAUUAUUAGAUGAGGUUGAUCCAUUAGUAUCAGUUAUGAAAGUAGAAAAGGCUCCUUUAGAAUCAUAUGCAGAUAUUGGAGGGUUAGAGUCACAAAUACAAGAAAUUAAAGAAGCUGUUGAAUUACCUUUAACUCAUCCAGAAUUGUAUGAAGAUAUUGGUAUUAAACCCCCCAAGGGAGUAAUAUUAUAUGGACCCCCAGGUACAGGAAAAACUCUGUUAGCCAAAGCUGUGGCAAAUGAAACCUCAGCUACGUUUUUAAGGGUAGUUGGUUCAGAAUUAAUACAAAAAUAUUUAGGAGAUGGACCUAAGUUAGUUAGAGAAAUGUUCAAAGUUGCUGAAGACCAUGCACCAUCUAUUGUUUUUAUAGAUGAAAUUGAUGCAGUUGGUACUAAAAGAUAUGAAGCAACUAGUGGAGGAGAAAGAGAAAUUCAAAGGACAAUGUUAGAAUUAUUAAAUCAGUUAGAUGGUUUUGAUUCAAGAGGGGAUGUUAAAGUUAUUAUGGCAACAAACAGAAUCGAUUCGUUAGAUCCAGCUCUUAUUAGACCAGGUAGAAUAGAUAGAAAAAUACAACUUCCAAACCCUGAUACCAAAACGAAAAGAAGAAUUUUUCAAAUUCAUACAAGUAAAAUGACCAUGUCCCCAGAUGUAGAUUUGGAAGAAUUUGUUAUGUCAAAAGAUGAACUAUCAGGUGCAGAUAUUAAGGCUAUAUGUACUGAAGCAGGUUUGUUAGCCUUAAGAGAGAGGAGAAUGAAAAUUACACAAGUAGACUUACGAAAGGCCAGGGAUAAGGCACUAUUCCAGAAGAAGGGAAACAUCCCGGAGGGUUUGUACUUGUGA
Molecule: messenger RNA, 1344 nt
Organism: Plasmodium malariae
Lineage: Eukaryota; Apicomplexa; Aconoidasida; Haemosporida; Plasmodiidae
Gene: RPT2
Product: 26S protease regulatory subunit 4, putative
Exons: 2
Coding region: 1-1344 (447 amino acids)
Biological process (GO): proteasome-mediated ubiquitin-dependent protein catabolic process
Cellular component (GO): proteasome regulatory particle, base subcomplex
Molecular function (GO): proteasome-activating activity; ATP binding; ATP hydrolysis activity
Source: RefSeq, a predicted model, not a curated record